Molecule: messenger RNA, 2484 nt
Organism: Aspergillus clavatus NRRL 1
Lineage: Eukaryota; Fungi; Ascomycota; Eurotiomycetes; Eurotiales; Aspergillaceae
Product: calpain-like protein
Exons: 7
Coding region: 1-2484 (827 amino acids)
Biological process (GO): proteolysis
Cellular component (GO): cytoplasm
Molecular function (GO): calcium-dependent cysteine-type endopeptidase activity
Source: RefSeq, a predicted model, not a curated record
AUGGAGCUUACUGAAGACUAUAACGACAUGGAGUCUACACCUCCUCUUUCCACCCGCUCGGAGGGUCGACCACCGCGAAAAAUGCAGCAAAGCCCACAGGAUAUCAUGAGUCAAUUCUGGAAUCAAUUCAAUACCAAAUUUCCCGGUAAGGUCUUCACUGUUCUCCCUGAUAACCCCUAUGCACGCUCGAAAGCCGCGAGGAUACCGAGGGGUACAAUCAGAGGGCAGAAUGCGGGGAAAUCAUACGAACAAGCCAAGAGGGAAUGCCAACGGACCGUUGAACGCAUUGUCAAGGAGUGCAGGCGGGUGAAUCAAAAAUAUACGGAUCCGCAUUUCGACGUCGAGGUCGAUCUCAAAUCUGGAAGAAGAGACUGCCUGGACUCGCUGGGCCAGAAGAAUAUGGAAAUGCGCCCGAGGGGCGUGAAGAGAGUGACUGAAAUCUUCGAGAAUCCACAGUUCUUCGUCAAUGGGCCAACUGCUUCUGAUGUCCGCCAGGGCCGCGAUGGCGACUGUUGGUUCAUGGCUGCGCUUGGCACUAUGGGAAACAAGCAGGGUCUCAUAGAGAAGAUUUGCGUUGCGCGAGACGAGAAAGUUGGAGUCUACGGCUUCGUCUUUUACAGAGACGGAGAAUGGCAACAGUGUAUCGUGGAUGACAAGUUGUACCUGCGAGCAGCAGACUACGAUGAAUCCGUAGACGAGAGACCCAUUUGGGAUGACAUCAACCGAAAAGAUACCGAAGAGGAGUAUCGCAGAGUCUGGCAGACUGGCUCACGAGCACUCUACUUUGCCCAGUGUGUGGAUCCUAACGAGACAUGGCUGCCUUUGCUGGAGAAAGCCUAUGCCAAAGCGCAUGGUGAUUUCUCCUCCAUUGAGGGCGGUUUUGUAGGCGAGGCGAUCGAAGAUUUGACGGGUGGUGUCACAUCAGAUAUAUUGACCAGCAACAUCCUGGACAAGGAUCGUUUCUGGAACGAGGAAUUAAUGAAGGUUAACGAGGAGUUCCUCUUCGGCUGCGGCACCGGACUGUUCUCGAACUGGUUGGAUCCUAGCUAUCGAGGGCCCCCAAGAGACAGAAAAGGUAUAUCCGAGAAUCAUUCAUAUUCAAUUAUGGAUGCAAAGGAGAUUGAUGGCCAACGUCUGCUCCGAAUGAGGAACCCGUGGGGUAAGAAAGAAUGGAAUGGUGCCUGGAGUGAUGGUUCCGAGCAAUGGACUGCUGAAUGGAUGGAGAAACUGGGCCACAAAUUCGGAAACGAUGGCUUCUUCUGGAUCUCCUACGAGGAUCUCCUCAAAAAGUAUCAACAUCUUGAUCGCACACGUCUCUUCGGGCCUGAAUGGACCGUCACUCAACAAUGGACCACUAUCAACGUCCCGUGGUCUGCGGACUAUCACAGCACCAGGUUCAAGAUUGACGUGACCAAGGCUGGUCCGAUUGUCAUUGUCCUUUCUCAGCUCGACACUCGGUAUUUCAAAGGUCUGGCCGGCGAGUACGAUUUUGUCCUGAAAUUCAGGCUCCAAAAGGAGGAACAGGAAGAGUACAUCGUCCGCAGCCAUAGCAGCUAUCUCAUCAACCGAUCAGUGAACGCUGAAGUCGACCUCGAACCCGGCCGAUACUCCGUCCUCGUGAAGGUUACAGCCUACAGAUACGACAACAUCGAGUCUGCAGAAGAGGUUGUUAGCCGCCUCGCAUCAGAAAGGCGAGAGAAGCUGGUUCAGAUCGGUCUCUCGUACGAUCUUGCGCACGCAAAAGGCUUGGUCGUGGAGACGGAGCCAGAGAAGCAAGCGCGAGAAGAGCGUGAACAACGUCGGCGCAAGCUCGAAAGACGAAAACUGCGCGAGCAGACAAAGUUACGAUUGCAAAAAGCAUGGAUCCGCGAGCGCAAGAUGGAGUUACGGAAAAAGAGAGCCACAGAGAGACGUUCGACAUCAAGCAGCGGCAGUCUAAGCGACAAGCUUAACCAGCGGCCCACCGAGCAAAUUAUCCCCGAUGGACCCGAGCAAUCACCAGCAGAUAUGUCUAAUGGUUCUGUCAACGGCUUUGGUGCAAAGUCUUCCCAAAACGGCAGCGUUCCGAGCAUUCACCUCCCUGGACAGAAUGGCUCCAAGUCGAUGAGACAACGGAGCCGGGACAUUCCCCGCUCGAGUGUGGACACAUCUGUCUCUUCGUCAUAUUCGGUCGUUUAUAGCGAACAGGAGCUGCUGGAAGGGUUCGAGUUUGACUCCGACCUUGAUAUGCCCUCCGAGGAGCACAUGGAGCCGAAGACGGCUCCCGCAGCAUCCAAUACCGGUGCCGGGGCCAGCAGCGACCCCUGGAACGCGGUAUGUGUAGUAGGAUUGCGGGUAUAUUCCAAGGAUCCUCAAUUGUCUCUUGAGGUCGCUCGUCCUAUGGCCGAAGACGACGUUGAAGCGGCUCUGGACAUGGAUGAUCCGGCUGCAAGUGCAACUCUAGAGAAGGCCAAGUGCCGGUCGAUCCCGACCAACUGGUCUUGA